AUGGGACGACACCGCAGAAACUCUUCUGAUGACUCCGCAAAUGACGAUAUCAACCAGGCGAACAUUGUUGAUGAAUUUGCUGCCAAUAUCCCAGAUCAGGAACCAUCAGUAGUUGAAGGGGGUGUGGAGUGGGGCAAGGCAGUUGAAUACUGUCUGAAUGUUCCGAGGGUUUAUGUUGGGGGAUUGACGUUCAUGGAUGUCUUCAAUCAAGAUGACUACACCCAUCAAAGAACCGAGGUUCCUUGGUAUCCCUUUGCCAGCCAGAAAGAUUGGGAGGUCGCUUAUUGGUUGAUGCGAACAAACCUUAGCAUGUCGGAAAUUGAUGAAUAUCUAAAUCUUAGCUUUACAAAGGAAAAUUCUCUUUUGUUCCACCACACCAAGGAGCUACAUCAGUGGGUGGAGAUGUUACCAUCGGGCCCACGUUGGAAGUAUGAAGAUAUCCUAACUGACUUCCCUAUGAAGCACCUGCUUCGUAUAUUCUAUCGCGAUCCAAUCGACUGUUUGCAAUCCCUUCUCAGUAACCCUCAGCUUGCAGAUUGCAUCAAUUUCAAUUGUCAGAGGGUUUACAAGUCUGUUGAUAGACUUUCUCGUGUGUAUAGUAGUUUUAUGAUGGGUGACCAUUCGUGGUACCUCCAGUGUCAGGUUCCUCAGGGCGCUGUAAUGAUAGUCGCGGCGCUGGGCUCAAAACCCGUGUUUUUGAUACUCAUGUUAAACAGUAUUCAUCCGAUGCAUCCCCGACAUUCCGAUCCUGAUCCCGAUGCCCGACCCCGACCUGAAAGUUUCGGACCUGACAGUUUUCGCAUCGGACUCGUCCUCCCUAUGUCCUGUCCAGUCGUAUCUACCCCCACUGACAAAACAAAGGUCACCAAUAUAUCUGGUAAUCGAUACACUCACCCUGUCCUGAUAAGCCUUGCAAACAUUGCUUCUUCCAUGUGCGCUAAGGUUAUGCUCCACGCAUAUCUACUUGUCGCGCUCAUCCCAGUACCAAAGUUUGUCCAUUCUAACGUGAGGGUGCGUGGUGUACUUGUGGAUCGGCUGUUCCACCAGUGCCUCAGCAUUGUCACCGAAUCACUCAAGGCAGCUGCCAAAAUGGGCAUCAUGAUGAAUGACCCUAUUGGCAAUAGCAGGUAUUGCUUCACGCCCCUGGUUUCCUAUGUCGCAGACACUCCCGAGGAGCUUCUGUUCAAGGAUCCCUUCCGCCAUCCGCUUCACAAAGGAUUGUCUACCCUUGCUCGCAUCAAAGCAGUUUUGCGAUCUAUUUCACAUGCUGAUGUCUCCAAGUUCUUUGUGACGUGCAAGAAGUUCAACCUGAAUGGCAUCCAUGAGCCAUUCUGGCUGGAUUGGCCUUUGUCAGAUCCCUCUCAGUUCAUAACUCCAGAGGCUCUGCAUCACUGGCACCGCAUGUUUUGGGACCAUGAUCUCAAUUGGUGCAUUUUUGUUGUCAGCGUGGACGAACUAGAUUUUCGUUUCAUGCUUUUGCAAGUUUUUGUUGGGUACCGCAGCUUCAAAGAUGGCAUCUCCACUUUGAAACAAGUGUCUGUUAGAGAUCAUUGA
Suillus bovinus is the source of this 1554-nucleotide messenger RNA. RefSeq lists its product as uncharacterized. Bases 1 to 1554 code for a protein of 517 amino acids. The transcript has 5 exons. The record is from RefSeq and is a predicted model, not a curated record. NCBI's taxonomy places the organism in Eukaryota, Fungi, Basidiomycota, Agaricomycetes, Boletales, Suillaceae.